This is a messenger RNA of Humulus lupulus (European hop), 1530 nucleotides long. RefSeq names its product probable aquaporin NIP5-1. Gene Ontology annotation, molecular function: channel activity. Gene Ontology annotation, biological process: transmembrane transport. The transcript has 6 exons. Lineage: Eukaryota; Viridiplantae; Streptophyta; Magnoliopsida; Rosales; Cannabaceae. Gene Ontology annotation, cellular component: membrane. The record is from RefSeq and is a predicted model, not a curated record. Bases 169 to 966 code for a protein of 265 amino acids.
AUACGAUUAUACUUUCAAAACAUAUCAUUAUAACCAUUAUUACAUAAUAAUUAAUGUUAUGUAUCACAAAUCUUCAUAUUAUUCUUCUUCCUUCUUUAUUAUGACCACAAACACGUGUAUAUAUAGCUGAAAAUCUUGAAGAAGCUAUAUCAUAAUUUGGAGCUUCAAAUGGCAGCACUCAGUGGUUGCAAGAAGGCUUUUCCUGCUUUCAAUGUCUCUCUGGUCCGCAAGCUAGGAGCGGAGUUCGUAGGAACUUUCAUCAUGGUGUUUGGAGCAACAGCAGCGCCCAUCGUGAAUAAGGAGCACGAUGGAUCAGCCGGAGCCUUAGUGGGAAACGCAGUGUGCUCGGGGCUGGCAGUGAUGGUGGUGAUAUUUUCCACUGGCCACAUCUCCGGCGCCCACCUAAACCCUGCGGUGACCAUCGCAUUCGCAGCACUGAAGCACUUCCCUUGGGCACAAGUUCUCCCUUACAUAGUAGUCCAGGUUGUGGGUUCCAUAUCAGCCUCUUUCGCUCUCAAGGCAGCCUUUCACCCCUUCAUGUCCAGUGGACUUACCGUUCCUGAAGUCACCGUUCACGAAGCUUUUGCGGUCGAGUUCAUCAUCACCUUCUUCCUCAUGUUCAUUGUCACCGCUGUGUCCACGGACACACGUGCGGCAGGAGAAUUGGCGGGAAUAGCAGUUGGAGCUACAGUUAUCCUCAAUGUUCUCAUAUCAGGGAAAUCAACAGGUGGGUCAAUGAAUCCCGUGCGGUCUCUAGGUCCGGCAAUUGCUGCUGGGAAUUUUAAAGGGUUGUGGAUAUACAUGGUGGCUCCACCACUAGGGGCCCUAGCUGGGGCAGCCACCUACACUGUUGUGAAGGUCUCGGAUAGAACACAAAAUCAGGUCCACGAUGACUCUAUUCGCCAGGAUUCCGCUUCAGCAAUGAGUGAUUAUCAGCCACAUCCCACAGGUAACAUCCUAAUAUGAUCUGCCGUACGCUCUUUAACCUGAAAGGGUAACAAGUUAUGGUCACCUUCCAGCUUCAACCAUUCCACCAAGAUUUGAGAAUGUACCGUGUUUGAAUACAUAUAUAUAUAUAUAUAUGUAUACAUAGUAGGCUAAUAAAUCAAGUACUGAUUGCCCACUUCUAGUCAUUCUAUUUACAGCGCACAUAAAAGAAACCCAAAAUGGUUAGAGAUAUGAACAAUAAGCAAAGAAAGCCGUAGCAGCCAGAAAGCGUGCUUCGAUAACAAAUUUUGAGACCAAUGAAAGCCAGUCAUUCUAUUCUUUCCCUUCUAGGUCCAAGUUGGGAAAGGUCUCACCUUUUCUUCCGAUUGCACGCGUUGUUUGAUUUGCCACGUCAAUGUUUUCAUUUAUUUGGUUUUUUAUCAUUUCUUCAUUGCCACUUCAAUUGCUCAGGGUGGGUGGUGGCUUCUGUAAUCAGUAUCCUAUAAAAUUUAUAGUGCUCCUGCAUAAAUGCAAGGGGGAAAACAGUAUAAGAGUAUUGUAUUUGUUAUGAGCAAAUAAAAUUGAUGAUUGUGAAAGUUAAAA